Messenger RNA from Nilaparvata lugens (brown planthopper), 3002 nucleotides. Its product is annotated as nucleolar transcription factor 1-A-like. NCBI's taxonomy places the organism in Eukaryota, Metazoa, Arthropoda, Insecta, Hemiptera, Delphacidae. The transcript is spliced from 16 exons. The record is from RefSeq and is a predicted model, not a curated record. Bases 229 to 2001 code for a protein of 590 amino acids.
AGCGUUGCUUUUUCUCCAGUUUCCGUUUUCCGUUGAUUGUUGUCUUUGGCGCUUUUGCAAUAAGCUGUUACAAAGAUUGUUUUGAUGCAAAUUUUGAGGUUGUAGUAACUAGUAAGUUUCUAUAUAUUAUUUUCUGUUUGCUUAUGUCUUCACUUAAGUGUUCUAAAUACAUAGCGUUAAUAUAAAAUCGAUGUUAAACGGUUUCAAAAUUCGACACAAUAGUUCGUCAUGAAUAAUGAACAUUCACCGACCAAAAAGGCGAAGAGGCCGAGAAAGGAUAAGGGUGAAGAAGAGUCACCAAGGAAAAAGCUCAAAGGAGAUGAUCCAAAGCAUCAUGUCGAGAAUCAUGUCGAUAAAGAGCCGGUGGUAUCAGACGUGACUUGGACGGACGAGGAAAGAAAGAAGUUGCUAUCAAGGAUGGAAGCCCAACUGCCCGCAGCUGAUUCGUCCAUGUAUAAAACAAGCCUGGCAGCUGUCAAUUGGGACAGUGUGAAAUUUGACCAUUAUACAAGUGAGCAAUGUCGUCAUGAGUUUUCAACUAUUCUGAGCAACAUCAGAAAAUUCCGGACUCUGUCAGAAAUAAUGGCGGAUGCCGUCAAAUGGGUCGAUGCCCCCAAGAAAAAGACUGCCCACCCGGAUAAGCCAAGCAAACCAAUGACGUCAUACAUCAUAUUUUAUGCCGAGAAAAGGGCGAAGCUUGCAAAAAAGUACCCCGACAUGAAAUGUACGGAGCUAGCACAAAAAAUAGCGGACAAAUUCAAGCAAUUGCCACCGGAAAAGAAACAGAAAUAUAUUGACAAGUAUGAAAGGCAGAAGGAGGAGUUCCAGGAGAAACUGAAGAAAUUCUAUGAACUGCACCCAGACCAGAUACCAGUUGAAGUCCACAAGAAGAAGCUCAACCCAGCCGGUUUGACCAAGCCUCAACCACCUUUUAAGCUCUACUGCGAUGAAAGACUGAAAAAACACGAACAAGACGAGAACUUUGACCAGAAAGCGUUUCUAGUCAAAUGCAAAGCAAAAUGGCAGAAUAUGAGUGAAAGGAAGAAAUUCGUAUGGAUAAAAUACACCGUAGAAAAGGAGAACGAAUAUAUGGCAAAAAUGAGAGCUUUCCAAGCGACAAACCCUGAGCAGUGCACAUUAAAUGAUUUCAAGUCAGUUUUGUUGAAAGAAGAGAAGAACAUCUACGAUAGAGCUUGUGGCAAGCCGGUGAAACCGCCCAACUCGGCCUAUCAGCUGUUCUGCAGCGAACACCUGAAAGGAUGCUCAGACGGCAGUCAGAAGCAGAAGAUGAAGGAAUGCUCCGAGAAGUGGAAGUCGAUGACCAGCCUACACAAGUCAGAGUUUAACGACCGGCUCAAGAAGUUGCAGGCAGAGUACGAGUCGGCGUACGCGGAAUACCUGAAGUCUCUGCCGGAGGACAAGCGGCUUGCCGAACUGGAGGCCCACAGCUCCAAGAUCAAGAAGAAGGUGGCCAAAACUAAUCACAAGGCAGAGACCAUGUGCACUGCGCUCGAGAACUUCAUACAACGAUCCGAGAAAAAGCCAGAAACGUCGACAGCGGAGAUGUUCGCAAAUGAGCCGGCAGUGCCUCCCAAGACUGCCACGGAGUACUUCGUGAAGAAGUACUUGAGUGAGAAACAUGGGGAGCCAAUCAGCAAACAGCAGGCAAAGGGGGCGUGGCAAGCCUUGUCCGACAAAAAGAGACUGAAGUACGAGAAAGAGCUCACUCUGCUCAAAGCUAAAUACAUCCACGAUUACGAGGCUUUUCUCAAGGGUAUGGACAAGCAACAACUUGAAAAGUUCUCAGAAUUGACACAGAAGAGGAAGCAGCAAAAAGCCAGCAGCAGUGAAGACAGUGAAGACUCAGAGGACAGUGAUGAUUCAGAGGAAGAGGAGGAGGAAGAAGAAGAAGAAGGAGACGAAGAAGGCUCAAAAAAAUCCGAAGAACCACCGAAAGUCGAUGAUUCAACAACGUCUGAUAGUAGCAGCAGCAGCGAUUGAGGUUUUCUCAUCAACUAGUCAAUUGUUCAAUUGAUUGAAAGAGACAAUGAAUUUGCAAGCUGCGCUGCUUACAACAUAAAUUAUGAUGAGAAUUCACAUACCAGCACAUAACAUAAAACGUUUGGAUUGCUGGAACAUGAUUGGAUUCUACAAAUCUACCUCUGCAUCAGGGUAGGUCCUUAUCUUACCUUAACAUCAACAAACUUGACCUACAUUAAUUAUUAUAAAUACUAUAAUAUGUAAGAUUGAUAAAACCCUUAUCACUCAGGUAAAGUGCGAAUAUUUUGUGUAUCUUGAUUUUUGUUUGAGCAAACGAAUUUUGGUUGUUAUUUAUUGUUUAAGUUUUUUCAGUUAUAGUUUGACUUCUUGUGAGACCUUACGAUAUUGAACUCGUAAUAAAUUUGGAUUCCGGAUAAAAUGAGAAAUAAAUUCCGGAAUAAAUCUGGAUAAGUUGUAAUAAAUCUGGAUUCCGGAUAAAAUGAGGAAUAAAUUCCGGAAUUAAUCUGGAUAAGUUGUAAUAAGUUUGGAUUCCGGAUAAAAUGAGGAAUAAAUUCCGGAAUUAAUCUAGAUAAGUUGUAAUAAAUCUGGAUUCCGGAUAAAAUUAGGAAUAAAUUUGGAUAAGUUGUAAUAAAUCUGGAUUCUCACAUAUCAGUUUUGAGUGAAAGUUACCGGUACAGUGAGAAUAUUAUUCCCAUAUGUAAUUAAAGUGUAGAAAACUGACAACAUCUAUGUGUUUUUAUUUCAUCAUUCCCAUAUGUAUUAAUGGGACUAUGCAUACUCGUUCGGCCGUGCUGAGUGUGAAUAGUUUGAUUGAAAAUCAUGUAAAUUAUUUUUUCACAGUGACAGUCACGUCAACUGUAAUAUUGGUAUGUGGAAUCCAGAUUUAAUCGUUAGUGUUCGUUUAAUAACGCCGAAUAGAGGUUACAGCCCUACCUAGCAAUGUUCACUUACUUCUAAUUUUAAAAAUAAUACUGAUUUAAAAAUAAAAUCAAGUAAUAUAA